Platichthys flesus (European flounder) is the source of this 1125-nucleotide messenger RNA. RefSeq names its product histone H2B-like. NCBI's taxonomy places the organism in Eukaryota, Metazoa, Chordata, Actinopteri, Pleuronectiformes, Pleuronectidae. Gene Ontology annotation, molecular function: protein heterodimerization activity; DNA binding; structural constituent of chromatin. The record is from RefSeq and is a predicted model, not a curated record. The transcript has a single exon. The coding region runs from base 1 to 375 and encodes 124 amino acids. Gene Ontology annotation, cellular component: nucleosome.
AUGCCUGAAGUAGCGAAGCCCGCGCCCAAGAAGGGCUCCAAGAAAGCGGUGGCGAAGGCCCCCGGUAAGGGCGGAAAGAAGAGGAGAAAGUCCAGGAAGGAGAGCUACGCCAUCUACGUGUACAAGGUGCUGAAGCAGGUCCACCCCGACACUGGGAUCUCCUCCAAGGCCAUGGGCAUCAUGAACUCUUUCGUGAGCGACAUCUUCGAGCGCAUCGCCGGUGAGGCCUCUCGUCUGGCUCAUUACAACAAGCGCUCCACCAUCACCUCCAGGGAGAUUCAGACCGCCGUCCGCCUGCUGCUGCCCGGGGAGCUGGCUAAACACGCCGUGUCUGAGGGCACCAAGGCCGUGACCAAGUACACCAGCUCCAAGUAAACCACUCUGCGGAGACAUCAAACCAACGGCUCUUUUAAGAGCCACACACUUUCUCUAUGGAGACAAACUGUCCUGACUUUAAUGACAUGUUCAUCAAUAUUUAAACAGCAACUUUUAACUAAUAAUGGAGCAUGGUUUAAUCAAAUUGAAAAGGAUUAUCAUGAUGAAUACAUUGUUAACAUCCUGCAUAGUCACUCCAAUUUAAAAAUAUGAAUUUUUAAAUCUAAUAGUGGUUUCUAUCAGUGAUCCGCGAUAUUUUUGAGGAGGUGUUCUACCCCCUGGUGGUUAGAAUGGUAUGUAUAUAUAUAUACAUACCAUUCUAUCUUCCAUAGCUAGGUGUAAAUCAUUUUGGGUGGUGGAAUGCAAAAUGGAAAGAGGAAUAAAUUCUUCAAAGUUGUUUACAGUAUUAUUACGCUUGACAAAUAUACCUUGUUUGUUUACUACUCUGAGAAUAGAUAAUAUACAGAAUAUGUUAAUAUGCUAAUCUUUCAGUAAGCAUCAUUGGAUACUGAACAGUUUGAAAAGCACCUCAUGUAUGUGUGAAAGUGUUGUUGAUUUCAAACUGUCAUUCUGCUGGAUUCUGUUUUACUAAAUUCAUCUGGUCUCUAAUGCAGAUAUGGACCUUAGGAAAAAUGGUCAUGGUUUUGUGGUUGCAUCCUUAACCUGCUUUUUUCAUCCCCCGCCACCUGUAGCUGUCCGUCCACAACGAUGAGUUAUCGCAGUGAGCAUGGGAAUUACAAAAAUAAAGUA